UAGCUCAAUCGUAGCCGACCCAACCAGAUCAUCAAAAUGUUCAAGUUCUUGAUUCUAGUCGCGCUUGUUCCCGCUGCGAUGCUGCAAAACGCCGACGACAUUGACUUCUCUGCCUGGAAUGUGGUUCCCGUCCGUCAAUGUACCAAUGAUCGGCCGCUUCCGAGUAUCGUGCGCAUCGAAAACUGUCCAGCGAUGCCCUGUGAAAUGGUUCGCGGAACCGACGUGAACAUGGCCAUGGAUUUUAGUGCUGUGCAAGAAACAUCACAGUUGAAUACACAAGUGAUGGCCACCGCUCUGGGAAUCACGGGACCUUAUGAACUACCGGCAGAACGUGCCGCCGCAUGCAACUGGUUGGUGCAGUCUCGCUGCCCACUGUCAGCUGGCGAAGAUGUAAUCUACCACCUGAGCAUGCCGAUCACUGCCAUCUAUCCACUAGUGAGCGUUACUAUCGAAAUUGAUAUCGUAGAUGAGAAUGAACAGUCCCACGCGUGCUUCGUUGUUGAUACCCGGGUAGUGGCCAGCUAAAAAGGAUUUGCUAGAUUCAGAGUUCGAGUCAUACGGAUUCACUAUUUGUGUCUCGAUUGCAGAACUUGAACAUCGCCUUGACUGCAGUGUAUAAAAACUUUUGAACUUUGUUUACUUCAAUACGAAGAAUCAUUCAAAGAAAACUGUGAUCUUUAAUAAAAUCUGCGUUUUUUCAUA
Molecule: messenger RNA, 702 nt
Organism: Malaya genurostris
Lineage: Eukaryota; Metazoa; Arthropoda; Insecta; Diptera; Culicidae
Product: NPC intracellular cholesterol transporter 2 homolog a-like
Exons: 2
Coding region: 37-525 (162 amino acids)
Biological process (GO): intracellular cholesterol transport
Molecular function (GO): sterol binding
Source: RefSeq, a predicted model, not a curated record